GUGACCACUAUUUUGGAGCGGGGAGAGAGAGUAAUAUACAACAUACCAAAAUUUCUACCAUCUCCCUUUAGUUCUUCUUCUUAUUUUUCCCUUUUGGGCUUAGCAAAUCUCUGUCUUUUUUGCUUCCAAUUUUUGUUGCUUGGUACAGAUGCAAAGAAGGGCGAUUUGGGGUUCGAAUUUAGAGUUAAUAAGCAAAAGGGGUUAAGAAAAAACCCAGAAAAAUUCAAGGGAAAUCAUGGAAGAUUCACGUGAAAUGCAUUCCGAAGAGGAUAAAGGUCAUAUUGGGAAAAACAGGCCAAGAAUAAUCAAGACGCGUGCACAACGUGAAGGUCUAGAGAAAUUCUAUAAGGAACAUAAGUAUCCUACAGAGUCAAUGAAAUUGGAAGUGGCACAUUCAUUGGGAUUAACAGAAAAGCAGGUUUCUGGGUGGUUUUGUCAUAGGCGGUUGAAAGACAAGAGGCUAUUAAGACGGGAAAUUAAUGCAAAUGGAAGACAAGAUCGUUCAAGUGGCAUCAUUCAGGACCGUGGCAGCGGUUUUAGGCAGGAUUCUUGCGGAAGUACUAAGCAAGGUGAUGAUAAAUAUUUUGAUCAUCGGGAAGUUGAAAGUAGAAGAUUAACUGGGCCAGAAGUCUCAGCUGCAGAUGUGAUGCGUGAUGUUGCCGUUCAGUAUAGAGCAGAGUCUAAUCUCAUUGAAGACACACCUUCAGGAAGUAGCUCUUCCUUACGGGAUGCACGUUUUUCACAAAAUGUAGAAUCACUUGAUAUGGCAACUUCAAGAUACCUACCAUGUAAUGAACCUACUGGUCUUAAGAGUGUGAAACCAAGGACCGGCCCAUCAGGGUAUUUAAAAGUGAAAGGCAAGGUAGAAAAUGCUUCAAUUACUGCUGUGAAGAGGCAAUUGGGAAGUCUCUACCGGCGAGAUGGUCCACCACUUAGUGUGGAAUUUGACAUGCUUCCGCCGGGUGCUUUUGAAUCACCAGUGCAAACUCCUGUUGAUGACCCCGAAUAUACUGGAGAACCUGUUCUAGCUCCGACAGCAGAUUUCGCUGAAGUCUACAAGCAAUCCGAUUCACGCAUAGGGUAUGGAUUGAUUUCCAAGACAAACUCUCGCGUCUCUGAUUUGGAUGGUGCAAGUUUCAAAAAAUCAAGCAAGUCUGCUUAUCCUGAAUAUUAUAUCAACCAAAAACCCCGUCAGAAUUCGUCUAUGCACAAUGAUGAUCGAUACUAUCUUGGAAGGAACUCGUCGACAGAGAUGUGCAAAGUUUCCGGAAGAGAAGUGGGAGUUGAUGGCAGAUACAACAAUAUGUUUAUGGCUAAACGUGAUGGUACAGAAAUUAAAACUAGUCCUGGCUCUAGUGGUGGUUUUCGAAGUCCCUACACUGGAAAGGUCAAUAGGGAGCAGGUGGCGCCUAGGUUCACUAACUGCAAUGAAGCGAGCCUUAAGAUUGUGGAGGAGGAAGAUUCUGAACGCAAGCCUUCAAAUUUUGUCCGGAAGGAAAUUAAGCAGCGUUAUUUUCCGGAGAGAGUGCUCUCCGGUAAAGUUGAAAAGGAUUACCUCCAUGUGGAAAGACCAGCAGUUGAUGAAAGUUAUAAUGUAGAUCGCAUGAAGAUGCCCUGGGAGAAUGAAAUGAAGGCGGCCAAAAGAGCAAGGGAUGAAGCUCCUAGCCAUCAAGAGUAUAUGAGGAAAGCACCAGUGACCAUAAUGCCAUCCCAGACAAAUCAUCCAAUAAGGUCUGCCGCAGAGUUGUCGUCCAGCUUUAGUGAAGACGACAAAACAGAAGAAACCAGUUCUUUCGAAGGUUGAGCGAUUUGCAGCUGAGUAGAGAAAAAAAAGUCCAGAAGCUGUAGUGAUUCUUGAAUUACUAUUUUGUUGGUAGAAGCUAAGUUGCGUGGACUCUUCACCUUUUGAUGCCGCACCCGUGUCGGAUUCUCCAAAAAUACACUACUUUUGGCGAAUCCAACACGCUGCCGCUGACAAUUUUGAAGAGUCCGAGCAACAUAGGGUAGAAGUUUAUGCUCUCAUCAAUAUACUAGCAUGUGAAAUUGAAGAGCUUUCGGCCUUUGUACAGUAAAAGUAGUACUAGCAAUAUGUUUCAAUUGUUGUAAGCUUUUAUGAGUAAUAUAGUGACAUUUUAGACUUGGA
Molecule: messenger RNA, 2143 nt
Organism: Capsicum annuum
Lineage: Eukaryota; Viridiplantae; Streptophyta; Magnoliopsida; Solanales; Solanaceae
Product: homeobox-DDT domain protein RLT1
Exons: 8
Coding region: 236-1804 (522 amino acids)
Molecular function (GO): DNA binding
Source: RefSeq, a predicted model, not a curated record